UGAUAGUUGAUAGCGAAUGGGGUGAUGGGCGCUUACAAGGUCAGAGGUUAUUUUUUUGUCGUGCACUUGUGAUGUUCCAGCACAUAUAAAAAGCAAGUGUAAAACUUACAGUCUCCUUUAAAGUCACCUAAUACACAAACCAUAUCCCAAUCAUGAAGAAAGUUACGAUCAUCGGUUCCGGCAAUUGGGGCACCGCAAUUGCAAGAAUCGUUGGGAAUAAUGUAAAAAAUUUUGAAGAAUUCGAUAACACUGUGAAGAUGUAUGUCUUUGAGGAACUUGUGGAUGGCAAGAAACUUAGUGAAAUCAUUAAUACCCAACACGAAAAUGUUAAAUAUUUACCUGGUUUCCAAAUUCCUGAUAAUGUUGUUGCAGUAACAGAUCCUCUAGAAGCUGCAGUAGAUGCUGACAUCCUAGUAUGGGUUUUGCCACACAAGUUUGUAAGAGGUGCUUGCACACCUCUUGUUGGUAAAAUUAAACCAACUGCAGUAGCUUUGUCACUGAUUAAGGGCUUUGACAUUCUUCCUGGAGGUGGCAUUGCACUAAUAUCGGAUGUGUUGCGGGAAAUGCUAAACAUAGAUGUAAGUGUAAUGAUGGGGGCUAAUUUGGCUGGUGAAGUUGCUGCUGGAAAGUUCUGCGAAUCCACCAUAGGUUCUAAAGAUCCACAAAUAGGGCAAAUGCUGAAGAAUAUAAUGCAGACAGAUUAUUUUCGAAUUGCUGUCGUAGAUGAUAUUCGUACUAUUGAAGUUUGCGGUGCCCUUAAAAAUAUUGUUGCAGUUGGAGCAGGUAUAGUUGAUGGUUUAGAACUUGGAGACAACAGUAAAGCUGCUGUCAUGCGAAUAGGAUUGAUGGAAAUGAUAACAUAUGCUAAAACCUUCUAUCCUGAAUCGCAGCUUAGUACAUUUUUUGAGAGCUGUGGUGUAGCAGAUUUAAUCACUACUUGUUAUGGUGGUCGUAAUCGCAAAAUUGCUGAAGCUUUUAUUAGGACUGGAAAGAGCAUGGAGCAGCUAGAAAAAGAAAUGUUGAAUGGACAGAGAAUGCAAGGUCCUCAAACUGCUGAAGAAGUAUAUAUAAUGCUGGAAAGCAAAGGAUUAUUAGAAAAGUUUCCUCUUCUUGUUGCUAUUCAUCGAAUUUGUACUGGCCAGUUGUCUCCUGUGCAAUUAAUUGAUUGUAUUCGUUCUUGAAUAUGUAUCAUGCAUCUCAUCCAAGUUGUUCACAUCUUAUCAGUGAAUAGUCUGAUCUUGAUAUAGAUUAAUCAUAUUUUGUGUACCUAAAAAAAAAAAAUAUUUUGUUUUAUAUGUUUUAAGUACUUGGUUUGUGAAUUCCCAAGGGAGCCACAUGUGAUAUUUUAUUCAGACUUUUUUUUUAUAUCAAUGGUUUGUGAUAAUUUUUUACCUAGUACCUGACUUAUAAUAUAGGGGCUGAUACUUGAUGCCUUUUGGUUAGUAUUUAAAUUAUAUUUUAUGUAUUUUAAGAUAUUUAAUUUUUUGACACUACCUAUUGUAUAAGGCUACAGAUCUGAACCUUAACUUCAAACUCAGUGUUUAAGUUUGGGUUCAGGGAAAAGUAUGCAUAUUGAAUCAAAUGUGGCUCCUGUGCUAAAUGUUUUUGUUAAUGAUUUUAAAGGGAAUGAAAUAUUGUAUUUUCUGGAGUUUUUUUAAUCCUUUUUGCCUGCAUGAAUUGACAAAAUAUGCGAGUUUCCACAAUCUUGAACCUUUUAAAAAUUGUUAUUCCUGCUGUUAAGAAUAUAUCUUGUUAACCCAUCUGUCUCUAUUAUACAGAGAAAUGCUUAUUAAACCAUGCCUUUACCAGUUACAUCAAAGAAUAUUAUUCUGGAGUUUUGCAUUCAGUUCAUUCAUUUUAUGUUUCUCCUAGGUUGUUCCUUUUGUUUGAAAUGCUUCACUCAUGUAAGCAGACCACAUUUAUUCUAUUUUGUGGACUGUUAAAUUAUUUUUUGAUGAUGUUUAUUUAGUCCUUUAUUUUUGGAAUGCCAGAAAUUUAUAAUUUUAUUUUAUUAUGUAUUAAAAAUAUUUUGAAUGUUUAUUGAUUUAACUCAUUUAAAUAUUUAUAAAGACCACACAUAAUAUAAGUAAUUUGUAGGUGCUCAAUAGUUAGAUUGAAGUAAUCUUGUUCAGUAGUUAGAUUGGAAUAAACCAUUUAAUUACCGAGUACCUAAAAUGCUCAUUGCAACUAUUGAACAUUUCAAGUGCUCAGGGUUUAGACUGUAGUAAACUUGAGCAGUUAUUUCACAUUUCGGUGUAAUUUUAUUUUAUAAAUUUUGCAUUUGUUUUAAUGUACAGGUUUUGAAAAUUGCCUGGUUUUGGUUAACUGUAAUUUAAUUUGAGAACGUCUCCAAAAUAGGGAGACUAUUAUUUUAAUUGAGUAUUUUGAAUCUGAAAUAUGAUUUUUAUUGAAGUACUUGUUUCAUAUCUUCAUCUUUAUUUUUUAUAGACAUGAGUAGUGUGCCAUGAAAUUCUUGUCUGUAUAUUUAUAUAUAUUAAGAAUAUAUUUAUGAGCAGUUUUUACUGCAAAUUUUAUCUAGUUUCAUUAUUUUCAUUUAUUACAUAUCGCAUAUUUUUGUAGCAAAGGGUUCAAAUAUUGUUAUGCUGAGGUGUUUAAAAGGUCACUAUUUUAUUGGUGUUAAUUCAUUACAUUUGUUUCUCUACCUCAGGUGUCUAGAAGUUAAAUUAAUCUUCAUUUUUAACUGUGAUUGUUUUUUAAUACUAGAAACUCCCAAGACUUUCAAAUGCAUUUGUGGUGCUUUGAUUUUUUAAUGCAGAUUCAAAGCCAGGAGUAUUUUAAAGUGUAAGGCUGUUUCUAAUGAUGCAAUCAUUAUUCAUCUAUUUCCCUUAAAAGUACUUUUUUUUUAAAACAAAGAACAGAAAAAUGUCUUUUUUAAUUUUAAAAUUCAAAGGUAUGCAGAGUUAAUUUUUCUAAUAUUUUGUUUUCUUUCAUUCCUUAGUUUUACAUCCUUUUUGUGUCAUAUGUAAUAUAACAGAUUUGAUAUUUUCAGAAAUAUAUAAACUACAAGUGCAGGAUUAUAUAAUUUUUGAUGGCAUGCUGUUUUUGUCUGUGCAGCUAGUUUCUUUUGUUUAAUUUUUAUUUGUGCAAUAUUUGUUUCUAGAAAUUUGAUUGCAUCAGUUUAGUAUAUGCCAAUGAAAAAUCUGUUAUAAUAAGAUAAAUGUAGUAAAAAAUAAAAAAAGAUUUUUUUGAAGAA
This is a messenger RNA of Stegodyphus dumicola, 3214 nucleotides long. RefSeq names its product Glycerol-3-phosphate dehydrogenase 1 (gene Gpdh1). Gene Ontology annotation, molecular function: NAD binding; glycerol-3-phosphate dehydrogenase [NAD(P)+] activity; protein homodimerization activity. Gene Ontology annotation, cellular component: cytosol. Gene Ontology annotation, biological process: carbohydrate metabolic process; glycerol-3-phosphate catabolic process. The record is from RefSeq and is a predicted model, not a curated record. NCBI's taxonomy places the organism in Eukaryota, Metazoa, Arthropoda, Arachnida, Araneae, Eresidae.